Molecule: messenger RNA, 2566 nt
Organism: Manis javanica (Malayan pangolin)
Lineage: Eukaryota; Metazoa; Chordata; Mammalia; Pholidota; Manidae
Source: RefSeq, a predicted model, not a curated record
AUGCGGGCCUUCUCCCGGGAGGACCCUGCUGUCUGCUGCCGCAGUCCUGUUGGCUCCUUUCGGAGCCUCAGGCCCGAGCUCCGAGUCCCGCAGGCAGUCUGGCUUUUGCUGCUCCGGGCCCUGGCCUUCUGCCUGCUGCACAGACUCCUGGUCCUGGCUGAAGAGCACCAGUGCUCUCGAGGGUUUUUGGCCCAGGAGGACUACAUGCUACACGGUGCUUGGCUGAGCCUGCAGCCUGACCUACCGUGGGCUCCUGCCUGCCUGCUGCUCCAGGGACUGCCCCCUGGCACUGCCUCCCAGAGCCUGGAGCAACACAUCCAGGCCCUGCUGCAGGCCAUGGGGCACCCAGAGCAGGCCUGUCAUGCCUAGGUGCCUGUUAGGGAAGAUGCCCAGAGAUGACUUGCAGCCCUGCCCACAGACGCCUGUGUUCUGCAGGGGCAAGCCUGAGCCCUGGGCCAGAGUGGGCCAAGGCGUCCCUCGCCUCAAGUGCCCCGGGGCCGAGCAGUGCGUGUGGUGGGGGCACCCGCGGCAGACCUGCUGCCAUGGCUGCGCCUAGAGCAUGAGUGCGCCAGUGGCGGCGGCCCUGGAGGGCACUGCCGUCUCCUUCCAGCACUGGCAGGGUAAGUGGGGCCACCAGGCUCACCUGGCCCACCCCAACUUGGCGAGCGGGUGCUGCAGGGGGACCCCUGGCUGCGAGGCUCAGAGCUGAGUCCUGCUCCCUGCUAUGACUUCCUGGACCCUGAGGGGCUUUCAGAGGACGCCAGGGGAGGGCACUACCUGGCUGCUCUCCCUGAGGCUGGAGGGCCAGCAAGGGCUCGGAAGGGUGCAGGGAUUGGACAGACGGCCUGGUGGAGACUGCUGGUGAAGCAGCCAGGACCCAAGUGCUUCGUCCUGCUCUGCCAUGAGGAUCUUCUUGCUCACCUGGGAGAUGCUGCCCUCUUCCCACUUGAAGGGUCAGAUCCCCUGGUCCUGCAGUUCUGCAGAGCCCUGGCCCCAUGCCAGGUGGUGGAGGAAUUUCCAUAAAGUCUGCCAGGCAGUGUUAGCCACCACCUGCUGAGCCUGAGGCACACAGGCAGUGCCAGCUUCCUGCUGGGUGCCGAGGAGCAACACCUUCUUCAGGGGCUACAGGCUUAUUUCCGGUAUUUCCUUGUAACAAAGCAUCUGGCCAGAGUGGUCCUGGACACAGACGCUGGGCAGAGGAGGCUGGAGAACUGCUGGCCACUCCGAAGGGCCUGGCAGGGAGAACUGGCUACCCCUGGAGCUGGGGGGGAGGAGCUGGAGGAGCGGCUGGAGGAGCACCUGUGCCCAGGGCUGAGGAAGGGCCUGUGGCCCCCAGCACAGGGGUGCCUGGGCAGCUCGAGAGGAGGAGAGGGGAUCCCAGGAGAUGAGACUGGUGGCGGGGCCCGCCUGGUGGUGCACAUGGCCUUUGAGAAGGACGUGGACGAGCGCCUGGAGCUAGGAGCUGCCUCGGAAGUGCACCUCUGGGAGGGGGUGGUGGGGCCCCAGGGCCGCAUGCUGCCUGCGGAGCUUCACACCUACCUGAGGAGCUGCCCCGGUCUCCCGCAGGUGGAGUGCGUGUGGCAUCCGCUGCUCCCACAGCAGUACCAUCUGUACCCUAGCGGCACAGAGCAGGCCCUGUACCACGGCGCAUCUGCUCGGGGCGGCCCGAACAUCUGCGCGGACGCCUUCAACUGCAGCUUCAGUGGCUGCAGUGCAGGCACACUCUAUGGGCAGGGCGUUUACUUCACCAAGCGCACCUCCCUGUGGGCGCAGGACCGCUAGGCACCUCCCAGCUACGACGGCCACGUAUCUGUGGCUCGGGUGCUGACUGACGACCACGGACUGGGCCGCCGUGGCUUGCGGGCACCACCUCCUCGGGCCCGAGGACGCGCUCUACGCUACGACCUCGUCGCGGACCGCCUCCGCCAGCCCAGCAUCUUCGUCAUCUUUCACGACAUCCAGGCGCUGCCCACCCACCGCAUCACCUGUGAGCACAAGCCCCGCGCUUCCGCGGACCCCUCUGGGCUCUUCAGUCACUUCCCGUCUGCCUAACCCGGGAGGCUCCGCUGGCCCAGCCUCUGCCCGGCGCACAGCCUUACCGCCCCCUGCGCUGUCUGCACCGCCCCAGGGGGUGUCCCCGCGUCCCGCUGCGGCGCGGGGACGGGUGGUGCGGACGCGAGUGGCUGGGGCCUUGUCCUCUGUGGGUCCCGGUCCGGCCUGGGCCGGUCCAACCACUAGGGGUCAGCAGAGCCCUGGAGGAGGGUGGGCCGGCCCGACAACGCCCGUCUCCGCCAGACCUCGCCAGAGCGCGACGCUGUUGCUUGAAAAAAGUGUACUUGAAACCAGGCGGAGGCGCCCUCCGGGGCUCUGGGUCCGAUCUCCGCAUGGGGGCGGGGUCCCUUGGCGUGGCUAAAGGUGCAGGCGGCGGGGUGGGGGCGGGGCAGAGCGCGCGGCUCCUUGGGGUGGCCCUUGGUGCCCGGCCGACACCUGACCCAGCGCGCACCCUGCGACCCCGCGCCGCCUUAGUGUCACGCACGCUGCCCCAACAACGUCUCCUUGCUGACCC